GAGAUGCAGCCAGCAGUAGCUGCCUCCCGACUAAUCACACAACAUUAACAUAAACCAGCUAACUCCACGGGCUAACUUGGACAGCCAUCUGCCUUUCAUUUUCUUAUUCGCUCCGAAUUCAAAAGCCGCGAAGAGCAGACAGAGAAUUGACGAACGGUGCAAAACGAAGAACAACGUCACCGUCGCGCACGGUUACCUUAGUCCCUUCUUCCAUCUAGCUGGCAGCGUCAUUUGACAAAGCAGGGAAGCCCACGGUUGGAAACUCUACCUUGGCUAGCAGCGGGCUAGCCAGCUUGCUAGCUGCUAACAUUGCUAACUGUAGUUAGCUAGCUAGCGAGCUGUGAUAAGUUGCGUCAUGGAGGAGCUUGUAGUGGAAGUGAGAGGGACAAGUGGAGCCUUUUAUAAGGCUUUUGUGAAGGACGUCCACGAGGGAUCCGUCACUGUGGCAUUUGAAAACAAUUGGCAGCCGGAGCGUCAGAUCCCGUUCCAGGACGUUCGCUUCCCUCCUCCGACAGGCUUCAGCAAAGAGAUAAAUGAAAGCGAUGAAGUUGAGGUGUACUCCAGAGCGAAUGACAAGGAGCCGUGUGGAUGGUGGCUGGCCAAGGUUCGCAUGGUCAAAGGAGAGUUUUACGUGAUCGAGUACGCGGCGUGCGACGCCACGCUGAACGAGAUCGUGACGCUGGAGCGGUUACGGCCGGUCAACCCGAACAAGCCAGCCACCAAAAACACCUUCAUCAAGAUCAGGCUGGAAGUCCCUGAAGACCUGCGACAGAUGUGCUCCAAGGAGUCGGCGCACAAAGACUUCAAGAAAGCUGUCGGCGCGUUCAGCAUCACCUACGACUCUGAGAAAAAGCAGCUGGUCAUCUUGUCGGUGAACGAGGUCACGACAAAGCGGGCCAACAUGAUGAGCGACAUGCACUUCAGGAGCCUCCGCACCAAACUGUCGCUCAUGAUGCGGAACGAGGAGGCCAGCAGGCAGCUGGAGAGUUCCAGACAGCUGGCAUCUCGGUUUCAUGAGCAGUUUGCGGUACGGGACGACCUGAUGGGUCUGGCCAUCGGGACUCACGGGGCCAACAUUCAGCAGGCGCGAAAAGUCCCUGGAGUCACUAACAUCGACCUGGACGAAGAGACGUGCACCUUCCACAUAUACGGGGAGGACCAGGAUGCAGUCCGAAUAGCUAGGAGCUACCUGGAGUUUUCCGAAGAUAUCAUCAAAGUUCCUCGAAACUUAGUCGGAAAAGUGAUUGGAAAGAACGGCAAGCUGAUCCAGGAAGUGGUGGAUAAGUCCGGUGUGGUGAGGGUUCGAAUCGAGCCGGAGAACGACAAGAAGCCCUCGGCGGCAGCGGCGGCAGCAGCAGAUGAGGUCAGUGGUGUCGGGAUGAAAACGCCUCAGUUUCUGGAUUUUCUUCAUAUCUCUUCCACUUCAAACCAUGUUGAUGUUCUUCUUCAGGGAAUGGUGCCAUUUGUGUUUGUGGGGACCAAGGAAAGUAUUUCCAAUGCAACGGUGCUCCUGGACUAUCACCUCAAUUACCUUAAGGAGGUGGACCAGCUGCGCUUGGAGCGCCUUCAGAUUGACGAGCAGCUGCGACAGAUAGGGGGCGGAGGGGGAGGGGGAGGGACAGGCUCCCGAAACCCCAAAGACAAAUCCUAUGUGUUCGAUAACGGGAUGGGAAUGGGGAUGGGCAGAGGAGCAGGAGGUGGGAAGCCCUAUGUGGGAGGAAGAGGCGGACGGGGCCGGAGAGGAGGCGGGGCGGCGUUCACCUCAGGCACCAACUCAGAGGCGUCCAACGCUUCAGAGACGGAGUCAGACCACCGAGAGGAGCUGAGCGACUGGUCCCUGGCUCCCACCGAGGAGCUGAUGACGGGGGGCGGGUCCCUGCCCAGGCGGACAGACGGCAGGAAACGAGCUGGAGGGGGGGGCCUGAGAGGCCGCGGGGGCAGAGGGAGAGGAGGGGGAGGGUAUAAAGGUGAUGACAUGCAGUGGGGCGAGCCAAGACCUCGUCAUGUAAGGGACCCAAAGCCUCGAGGCCAGGAAGACACCCUGCAGAUCCGUGUGGAUGGAAACAACGAGCGCAGCGUGCAGCACUCAUCAGGCGGCCGAGGAGGAGGAGGAGGAGGGCCUUCUUCAUCCCAGAGCGGCAUCGCCGUCGGGGGGGACGGCCAGUCCCGCCAUCACCAUCAGAGACCCCUGAGAGACCGGGGGAUGAAGAAGGACAAACAGGACGCUCUGGCGCUGGUGAACGGAGUGUCGUAGACGCACCCACGGAGGACCUUCUCUCACACACACACACACACACACACACGCUCACACACAGGCAACUUCUCAUACACCAUCUUAUAGUCUCUGGCGUAUUUUUUAAAUUUUAUUUUUUGGUCUUUUUCUCGUCUUUGUCGCACACAAGAGGACACGCAUUUCCACAUCGGCAUGGAAACGUUUAGCGAAGUCUUGAUCCGUUCCCGCCUGCUGUUGUCUCCUCUUCUUCUCUGGACUGUUUGGGGACAAGAGGAAAAGAAGAAGAAGGUUUUGACGAAAGCUCCUCUGUGACAGAAGGGUCAGCUGAGGGGGGAAAAAGCGCUCCCAUUUCACUCCCUUAACACCAUAAAUAUGUAUUUUUUGGGGAGUUUUUUUUUUUUUUUUCCUCCUUCAGUCCCAUUCGGGCUUACUCGCACGAGAAAACAGGAACGAUGACGGUGGCAGAAAUCUUUGGAAACAAUUUCACCCAUUUGGCAAAAGUUUCAACAUUUUUGACUCUUAGAGAUGAUCGCGGACUUUGCUGUGACCAAACAAUUCCCCUUCUCCCCCCCACUGGUACAGAAACACAUUUUGCUUCUCUUAAACUCCCAAAAUCCAACAUUUUCAAAGUCACCCAAAACCAGCUUUCUACAACGUACCUGUUCGAAAAAAA
This is a messenger RNA of Poecilia latipinna (sailfin molly), 2906 nucleotides long. It is a transcript of the gene fmr1, whose product is annotated as fragile X messenger ribonucleoprotein 1. Gene Ontology annotation, biological process: positive regulation of translation; regulation of translation at presynapse, modulating synaptic transmission; mRNA transport. Gene Ontology annotation, molecular function: translation regulator activity; mRNA 3'-UTR binding. Gene Ontology annotation, cellular component: cytoplasmic stress granule; neuron projection; nucleus. The record is from RefSeq and is a predicted model, not a curated record. NCBI's taxonomy places the organism in Eukaryota, Metazoa, Chordata, Actinopteri, Cyprinodontiformes, Poeciliidae.